AUGGGGGGCUUUCAAACACCCACCACACCACCUCGUGUAUCUUUCGGCAUUGAACUCGAGUUUCUUGUUGCGUACGUGCUUGAGGGAGAAGCUGACCCAGAUCAGGGCAUUGCCGAUGAGCUGCAACCCCUUGUUGUCGUUCCUUUUGAAGAGAACCAUUCUCUUGGACCUCCCGGCUUUGGUAUGAACAGUUACGAAUCCGAAGAGAUUACACACAUGUCGUCGAAGCCCUGGGUCUUUGACCAGAUCCGAAACGCGCUGACCAAAGCAGGAUUGCCCGUCUACAACGCAAAAGAGAACCUUGAACCGACAACCGUCCAAGCACGCCACAGCAAGAAUGUCAUGUCUGCUUUCCACCUCGUCGAGGACUGUUCGUUGGCCGAGUUCAAGAUGGACGGAUACCGGUUCCAGAAAGUCGAGAUGAACUCUCCAGCCAUGUACGAUAUGCCCAUCUGCUUCGACCUGAUCAGGCUCGCGGUGAGCGUGAUCACAACAACUUUCCGCUGUCGCGUCAAUCCGACAUGCGGUUUCCAUGUGCACGUAGGGGCGGGGCCAACGGAGAGGAUCGACGCGAGAACCCUACGAAACUUUGCGGCCCUGCUGUGGGCGGCCGAUCCGCUCAUCAGCAGACUCCAUGCGCCCUGGAGAUCCAUCACGAGAUACAGCCAGUCCGGUCGCGUCAACGAGGUGACUGGCCUGGGGAGGAACGAGGGGCCGGCAGAUACGCUUUUAAAGGAGUUGACUACUGAUAGGUUUGGCGUCGGGGGACGUCCGAUCGGCGGGGCGUGGUUGAAGACGCCCCGUGACGCACUUCCGAAGUCGAAGGCUCUUUCGAGAGUAGAGAUGAAGAUGGUUAAGUAUUUCGGCCGGGACCGACUGCUUGGUGAGUCUGUCGAUCCUGAAUUCGAUGUGGAGGCGAUGCAACGCGAGAUUGAUGUGGAUACAGACGACGACCUGGUAGUGCUCAGGGGAGAGCCGUGGACGCACCGUGCCACGCAUGUUUCCCCCACCACGGAGCUUAAAUCAGCGAUGGUGUUGGAGCCGGACGAUUCCAGGAUGCCGAAAAUCGAUUACACGCCCCCCGUCCCCCGGCCGCCGACCUGGGGUGACUACCGCAACAACUCCACCCUCGAAGCCUUCGCCCCGCCCCGUCCCCGGCCACCGCCGAUCAGGCGCCGUUACGCCCGCAUCCCUGGCACCAUGCGUCAAGAUCGCCGUGACGAACCGGGGUUUCUCGCACCGCAUCUCGCUCGCCACGGACACGGUACCCUCCAAGAUCCAGACCCGCGAGUACCGCCGCGCCGGAGCGACGUCAUGUCCGGCGUAAGAGACCUCCUCGGCGCGGACAUGACUUCCGCGCAGAUCGGAGAGAUGAUGCGUAACAAACGCGUGGCGAAACACAUCAACUACAAGUUCGACGGGUACUCUCUCCCCUCAAUGAAGAUGUUUCCGGUCCUAGGCGGCGUGCGCGGCGAAGAUGACGACGACGGCGGCGGCGGCGGCGGCUGCUCCUCCGCGGCCAACUCCAAGAACAACACGGUCGAAUUCCGCGAGGCCGCGGGGACCCUCGACGGGCAGUGGAUCGCGACGUGGGCCAAGAUAUGUUGCCGGCUGCUGGAGUGGAGCAGGGACGCGGCGCCGGCGGAGUACAUGUGUGUUAUCCGGCUCCUGGCGUGGGCUCAGGAGGAGGACGGGGCGGAGUACGACGUUGUUGAUUUUCUGAUUGACAUUGGGCUGAUUGUCGAGGCGAGGGCGUGCGAGGAGAGGGUGAAUGGCGGGGACGAGGUUUGGUGGGAGUGUUUGAACGUGUUGCCGCCUGAGGAUGCUGGCCGGUUCUGGGAGACGGAGGGGGAGGGUGCUGGGUUUGAUGAUGACGUUUUUGGUUGGCUUGAGAGGGGUGACAGGACGCGGGGGGAGGUCCAUGAAGGUGAGUCGGCCGGUUGGAGGCCUGGAAAGGCUGGUAUGGCGAUGAAUUUCUGA
Molecule: messenger RNA, 1980 nt
Organism: Colletotrichum truncatum
Lineage: Eukaryota; Fungi; Ascomycota; Sordariomycetes; Glomerellales; Glomerellaceae
Source: RefSeq, a predicted model, not a curated record